UCUGGCGGUUGCCAUGGAGAUUAUGAUGCUAUCAGAAUCGUGCCAAGAGACAGCAUAUCAAUCAUUUUUUACGGUAAGUAUAUAUCCAAUGUUUCCUACAAAGUUGUCGCUCCUUUCUCUUUUGGGAACAGGGUCUAUACCAAAAAAGUAAAAUCCCUCAACACACACAGAGCGGCGUCGUCCUGGGGGUCACACACUCUCUCUUUGCACAUAAAGACAAGCCAAGUAAUGAGCAUCCAUGGCAAGCUCGAUGUGAUUCAAUCCUUGGACUCUCUACUCUAUUGUCAUUUUGUAUAUACCUAUUUCCUCGAUGCCAGUCUCCUUGUCCUGAUUUUCCGCAUAUUCCUCCAACUGCCUUUAUUAUCACCACGAGCACAUUCACGGACAUUACGUACGGCAACAGGUGUAGCAACAGCUGAACUGGGCAUUUGCAUUCUUAUUCAUGCAACAACGGAGCCAGGCCAGCCCGGUAUUCUUAUCGACUUUGUCGGCAAUCAAUACCAUUCAAGUUCUUUACGAGUGAUUAUGCUGGAUAUGAUCAUUUACAUAUUACAAGUAAUACGUAUCUUUAUAACAUCCAGUCUAUCAUCCCAACUACCCGAGAACGGCACUGUCACCACCUUACCCGUCCCAGCACCCCUGGUGUCUGCACUCGGUGCUGAAAGCCUGACACUCAUGUUACCAUCUACCAUACCUAACGACGACGAAGAGGAUCCAUUUUACCGAAACGAUCUUGUUGUGGAUGUUGGAUUACGGACGUCUCUCGACAGCGUAUUACGAUCGUCACCACGAGAAGAUGCAGUAGACCGAUUACCAGUAUAGCAACAACAACAACAACACAAAAAAUACGCAUAUAAACACAUACAUAUACGAAUA
Molecule: messenger RNA, 876 nt
Organism: Zychaea mexicana
Lineage: Eukaryota; Fungi; Mucoromycota; Mucoromycetes; Mucorales; Lichtheimiaceae
Exons: 3
Coding region: 229-822 (197 amino acids)
Biological process (GO): protein processing; SREBP signaling pathway
Cellular component (GO): Dsc E3 ubiquitin ligase complex
Source: RefSeq, a predicted model, not a curated record